AUGGAUCGCCUAAAAGUACGACGAGCAUCGAGGAGAGCCCAGAACACUCGUUUGGUCAACGAGGUAAGAGCAUCUUUGGCAUCGCCUCAACCAGACGUUGAGGCUCUUAGCGUGCUUUACCAAAGAUUGAAACUGAGCAACACCGAGCUCGUGAAGCUAAAUGAAGAACUAGAGCCUUUAGUGCCUGCCGAGGAGCUCAGUGUUGAGUGCGACGCCGUGAUGGAGUACGAGGACACGGCGAUCGCCUCACUGGCGCAGUUGGAACUUAAGAUCGACCGAUUGAAGAACGGCCCCAUGACGUCGCGCACAAACGACUCGCUGCAUCGGGAUAGAGCCACCGGAAGCGCAACUGAGGAAGGUUACGUCGAGGGGAUAGAGCUGCUACAGAAGAGGUUUGGAGAUAAGACCCAAAUCGAGCAGGAGCAUCUGAACAAGCUUAGAACGGUGCACCAGACGUUCCGCGGCUGGCUCAUGACAAAAAAUGAAUGCUGUUACAUUAGAGGCGUCAUUGAUAGCGGCAGUCAGAGAACCUUCAUCAGAGAAGAUGUGUCAAGAAAGCUUAAACUGAAGGUGAUUGGCAAAGUGAAUCUGAGCGUUAACGCAUUCGGAAGUGUCCGGGACAGCGAAAGGCACGAGCGAAGAUUGGUCGAAAUCGAACUUCAAAGUCAGUACGACAAUCAGAAGCACAGGAUCGAGGCGAUUGAGGUACCGGUCAUUUGCAAAGACAUCGAUCGGAUACCGAUGGACAAUGACUUCGUGCAGAAAAUCGCGAAAGAAAAAAAGUAUCUAGCGGAUGUGCUGGUCUUCCCAGGCGUUCAGAGAGAGUGCGGAAUCAGCCUUCUAGUUGGAGCAGAUCAGCUUGGAAAGCUGUUGGAGCAUGAAGUAUGCUGGGAUGAAAACAACAGGUGUCUAUCAGCCGUGAAAACAACAAUGGGAUGGACAUUUCAGGGUCCCGUGACCUCGAAGAACUCAAGACGAAAGCAAACAAGCAGCAACGUGUGCGUGCUCAGAGCCGGUGCAACGGGCGACGAUGAAGUAAGCUCGACCCUGCGGCAGUUCUGGGAACUUGAAAGCCUCGGCAUCAAGGACUCAACGACCAACUCUGCUCACUACGAGUCUGUAUUACGGGGUUUUGAGGAAACCAUCACAAUGACAGAUGGAAGAUACCAAGUUGCUCUUCCCUGGAAGUCUCAGAACCUAGGAGAUCUCGGCAAUAACAGAAAGGUGGCAGAGAAGAGACUGCAAGGGCUCUGCCAUCGCUUGGCUCGAGACGAAGAACUUCUUCUGAAGUGUUUUUAUGUUGACGACCUGAUUGUGGGUGUCUCAUCAUACGAAGAGGCGCAGAAACUCUACGAUGACUCCACGGAAAUACUUGCCAAGGCGGGAAUGAGGCUUCAAAAGUGGUCGACGAGCUCAAGGGAACUCAAGUGUCACAUUGAAAAGACAGCGGACGAAACGUCUACUUGUGCUGAAUCGUCAGGUCUGACAAAGGUACUGGGAAUUCUUUGGGACACCGAACAGGACAAUCUUCAGGUGAACUUACAGUCACUGUCAGACUUCGUCGAAGAAAGAAUGGAUACGAAGAGGUUCGUUCUUCAGACCACUUCGAGGCUCUUCGACCCUUUGGGACUGCUCUCUCCAUACAGCAUCCGAGCCAAAAUUUUGUUUCAGCAUAUUUGGGAGAAAGGAAUCGACUGGGACACCUCAUUGCCAAAUGAUUUGCGUGAGGAAUGGCUUGCAUGGUGCGGCGAGCUUGUUGAACUUGGCUCUCUUUCGGUCGACAGAUGCUUCUUGGUGACAGAGGGAGCAGUUAAGUCCAGACAACUCCAUGUUUUCACGGACGCAAGCACUCAGGCGUACGGAGCUGUGGCCUACAUGCGAGUCGAGGACACUAACGGAAACAGCAGCGUACGGCUUGUGAUGUCCAAGGCACGUGUUGCACCUUUGAAGAAAAUGACUUUGCCACGUCUGGAGCUCCUCGGCGCUCUUAUCGGAUCAAGAUUGAUGGCUUUCUUGAUUGAGACAUUGGAUUUGCCUGACCUGGAAUGCCACCUUUGGACAGAUUCUACCAUCACCCUCAGUUGGAUUCAGGCAUCGGCAAGCAAAUGGAAGCCAUUUGUGUGCAACAGGGUCGUGGAGAUCCAAAGCAACACCGACCCCCUUCGGUGGCGACACUGUUCAGGAAAGGACAACCCCGCGGACAUGCUCACCCGAGGAGUACCCGCCUCCAACCUGACCCUUUCCAAGGUGUGGUGGCAGGGCCCGCAGUGGUUGUCACGUGAUCCAGAUUUCUGGCCUCAAAGAAGAGAGACGAACGACGAGGUUCCGGAUGCUGACGCAGAGCUAAGAGGCAAAAGCACAGUGCUGCUCAGCAAAACAACCGUACAAGGGCCUCUCCUCGUACUUACAGACUACAGCAAAUGGCUCAAGGCAAUGAGGGUGACGGCGUGGAUCAUGCGAUUCAUUAAAAACUUGCAAGGCAUGGGUUCAAGAGUCAGCGGAUCUCUGUCCACCAAUGAAUUGGAGGAGGCAGAGAGAUACUGGACGAAACAUGUUCAGGGAGAGAGCUACAGCGAAGAAAAAGCAAGCCUCGUCGCCAGUGACCGCCUGCGGUCGAGCUCGCGUGUCCGGGACCUGCACCCUUUCUUGGAUGAAGACGGUGUGAUCCGCAUUGAGACUCGACUGCAGAAUGUCUCGGCACCCGACGAGACGAAGUUUCCGGUGCUACUUCCGGGAGACAACCGUUUCACGGAGCUCCUCGUUGAGCACACGCAUGUUCGCAUUUUGCAUGGUGGUGUGAGUGCUACUCUGUGUGAACUGCGGGAGCACUACUGGGUUGUGAGAGGGCGACAGUGCGUAAAACGAGUGAUCGGACGCUGUGGGCUAAAGAAUAUCUGUAUAACCUACGAAGUGCGCAUGCUCGUAGGCCUCAAUCCAGCAGCGGUCUCAAUGUUGGUGAUGUCGUAA
Ixodes scapularis (black-legged tick) is the source of this 2967-nucleotide messenger RNA. RefSeq lists its product as uncharacterized. The transcript has 5 exons. NCBI's taxonomy places the organism in Eukaryota, Metazoa, Arthropoda, Arachnida, Ixodida, Ixodidae. The record is from RefSeq and is a predicted model, not a curated record. Bases 1 to 2967 code for a protein of 988 amino acids.